AUGGCUCCCGGCAAGGUGCAACCCAAGAAGGACCCUCGAGCGUGGGACAGCCUGUCGCCCGCCCUCUCGCCCUGGGUCCUAGAAGCCGUGGCGGCCAUGGGCUUUGCGCGCAUGACGCCGGUGCAGGCCGCCACCAUGCCGCACUUUCUCGGAAACAAGGACGUCGUCGUCGAGGCCGUCACCGGCUCCGGCAAGACCCUCGCCUUCCUGCUUCCCGUCGUCCAACGCCUCCUCCGACAAGAGGAACCCACGAAGCGGCACCACGUCGGCGCCAUCAUCGUCUCCCCGACUCGUGAGCUCGCCGCGCAGAUACAUACCGUCCUUCUCUCCCUCCUCGCGUUCCACCCGCCCUCAGCCGAGCUCCUGCCGUACCUCGCCCAGGACGACGAGAAGCGGCCCGCCACCGCCGCGCCCGUCGUUGUGCCCCAGCUGCUCGUCGGCGGCACCACCACGCCCGCCCAGGAUCUCGGUUACUUCAUGCGCCACAGCCCCAACCUCCUCAUCGCCUCGCCCGGCCGCCUGGUCGAGCUGCUCUCGUCGCCGCACGUCCACUGCCCGCAAUCUACCUUUGAGUCGCUCGUUCUCGACGAGGCCGACCGCCUACUCGACCUCGGCUUCAAGCAGGACCUGCAAAACAUUCUCACCCAUCUCCCCAAGCAGCGCCGUACCGGCCUCUUCAGCGCCAGCGUCAGCGAGGCCGUCAGCGAAAUCAUCCGCGUCGGCCUGCGGAAUCCCGUCAAGAUCGAGGUCAAGGUCAAGAUGAAGGACGGCGGCGUGCUCGAGGAUCGCAGGACGCCGGCCAGCCUGCAAAUGACCUACAUGGUACAGCCUGCCAGUCACAAGCUGCCGGCCCUGGCGCAAUUACUACGAAAGUUACCCAUCACGCCGCAAAGAAGCAUCGUGUUCCUGUCCACAUGCGCCGCCGUCGACUACUUUCAACAUACACUACCCACGAUCCUUCCCGACGGCAUAUCAUUAGUACCGCUACACGGCAAACACCCAGCCAACGUCCGCGAAAAGAAUUUUAAAAAGUUCCUCACUUCCGUCUCCCCAACGCUGCUUCUGACUACCGAUCUGGCCGCGCGCGGUCUCGAUAUCCCCCAGGUCGACCUCGUCGUGCAGGUCGACGCCCCCUCAGACCCGAAAGUCUUCAUCCACCGGUGCGGUCGCGCCGGUCGCGCCGGGCGCAAGGGCCUCGCCGUCGUCAUGCUGCACCCGGGCCGCGAGGAGGACUACGUGCGCUUCCUCGACGUGCGCCGAACGCCCAUCCAGCCGCUCACGCGGCCCGACGUCUCCGUCUCCGCGUCGGACGCGCAGGCCGCGACCGAGCGGUUCCGCGAGCUGCUGCGCGACGACCGCGCCGUCCACGACAAGGCGCAGCGGGCCUUUGUCAGCUGGGUGCGCAGCUACAGCGGCCACCAGGCGACGUCCAUCUUCCGCACCGCAGACCUCGACUGGGCGGACCUCGGCGCCGCCUGGGGCCUGCUGCGGCUGCCGCGCAUGCCCGAGCUGAAGAAGUGGGAAGGCGACAAGACGCUGGGCGUGACCGGCGUCGACUGGGACGCGUUCGCGUACAAGGACCGGGCGCGGGAGAAGGCGCGCCAGGAGGCGCUGGCCGAGGAGCGCAGCGGCGCGGCCGCAGAGAAGGCAGCAGAGGAGAGGGCGAAGAAGCGCAAGAACAACGCGGCGUGGAGCGGGCGCGCGGAGCAGGCCGAGGUGCGCGAGGAGCGCAAGGAGAAGCGCCGGAAGAAGCGCGAUGCGGAGCGCGCGGCCAAUAUGACGACGGAGGAGCGCUCGCAGGACGCGGAGCUGCAGGACCUGAUCCGCCAGGUGCGCGAGCAGAACCGCGCCAAGAGGGAGGCGGAAAAGGCGGUGCGGACCGAGGACAAGGAGGACUCGUUUGAGGGGUUUGAUGACUGA
This is a messenger RNA of Cordyceps fumosorosea ARSEF 2679, 1920 nucleotides long. RefSeq names its product DEAD-like helicase. The record is from RefSeq and is a predicted model, not a curated record. Gene Ontology annotation, molecular function: nucleic acid binding; ATP binding; RNA helicase activity. The transcript is spliced from 2 exons. Lineage: Eukaryota; Fungi; Ascomycota; Sordariomycetes; Hypocreales; Cordycipitaceae. Bases 1 to 1920 code for a protein of 639 amino acids. Gene Ontology annotation, cellular component: nucleolus.